AUGGCGAUUUUCACUCUUUCUUUCUAUAAAGCUCCUAAGAAGGUUAUAGAGGAGUUAAAUAAAUUGCAAAGUAAUUUCCUAUGGGGAGGUUCGGAGGGGAAUUGGAAAACGCAUUGGGUUAGUUGGAAGGAUUUGUGUCUUCCGGUGGAGAAGGGUGGGCUUGGUUUUAGAAACCUAGAAGACUUCAAUAAGGCCCUUCUUUUGAAGUGGAAUUGGAGAAUUUUUGGAGAGACUAAUUCUAUUUGGUUUCGGUUUUUGAAGGCGAGAUAUGUGGAUGUCAAGCUAAGAGCCACAUUUUGUAAUGGUUGUUCUAUUUCUUUUUGGUAUGCCCAUUGGUUGAAAGAAGGUAUUCUAAAAGAUCUUUUUCUGGAGUUGUUCAACAUCUCUCUCUUGAAGGAUGCCUCUAUUGGUGCUAUGGGGGGUUGGAAGGAUGGAUGUUGGAAUUGGAGUGACCUUGGCAUUGUUAUUAAUGCUCAGCCAAGAAGGGAGCAAGCCGCAGCAUUUUCAGUAUUGGCUGCAGCACCUUCCAUGCCUUACAACAGUGUUGCCGAAGCAGCUAGCUCUUUUACCAAUGGGGCAGAACGUGGUGGUUUAAGCAACAGUGCAAUGCAAAUGGUCCCUUCCAUUAUGAGUCAGGCAGAAUUGUUGAAAAGUUUAUUAUUGAAUGCAACUCUGUGUGCGGAUAGGCAGGACUCGGCUUCUUGGGCUCACGAGCUUAGCGGAUUUUAUUCGAUAGCCUCCUGCUGCUACGGGAUGAACAGAAGGCAUUCUCCCUUCGGGCCGACAAACCAUUUUGAUUACAUUUUCAAAGAGAUGUGGAAGGCGGAGGUUCCUCUUAAAGUCAAAGCGUUCGGUUGGCGUUGCUUCCUAAACAAAAUUCCAACCAAAGAUUUACUUGUGAAAAGAGGUAUUAUUUUAGCUUCGGAUGUUAAGUGUGUUCUUUGUGAGGAAACAAUCGAAACUUUGUUUCAUUCUUUUUUCAAUUGCCGUUAUGUCGAAACUGUUUGGAUGGAGAUGGUCGAUUGGAUAUGA
Messenger RNA from Vicia villosa (hairy vetch), 1032 nucleotides. RefSeq lists its product as uncharacterized. Lineage: Eukaryota; Viridiplantae; Streptophyta; Magnoliopsida; Fabales; Fabaceae. The record is from RefSeq and is a predicted model, not a curated record. Bases 1 to 1032 code for a protein of 343 amino acids. The transcript has 2 exons.